CUCUGCGGUCUGCUACGAACCUUGUUGCUUUUAACGCCGAAAUGGCGAUCGCACGACCUAUCCGGAUGCUGAGUGCAGCAUCGAUCAUCCUCUGUCUUUUUCUUUUCUUUCAAAUCCGCAAGGAAUCUCCAUCCUUAAGUACGAAGCCCGGAAAACUGACAAAUGGCAUGAAGUCGGAUCCGCUUCUAGAACCUACUGGAGAACCUUCAGGUCGCUUAUGGCGAGUUGAAGGUAACAAUUAUGCGCCCGAUAAUACUAACUCGGCCCGUACCAACGCUGCCCUAAUCUCCCUCGUACGUAACGAAGAGCUGGAUGAGUUGAUUCCAUCGAUGCGGGAUUUGGAAAGGACCUGGAAUAGCAAGUUCAAUUAUCCAUGGAUUUUCUUCAACGAUAAGCCUUUCACAGAGGAAUUCAAGAAGCGGACACAAGCAGAAACCAAGGCAAAAUGCCAAUACGAGCUGGUACCUAAGGAGCAUUGGGAUGUCCCCGAGUGGAUCGACAUGAAGCUCUUCGAGGAGUCGGCCAACAUCCUCGAGGAGAAGAAGAUCCAAUACAGCCACAAAUUAUCAUACCAUCAGAUGUGCCGCUGGAACAGCGGCAUGUUCUAUCGACACCCUGCACUCGAGAAAUACCGCUAUUAUUGGCGUGUCGAACCCAAGGUUCAGUUCUUCUGCGACGUCGACUACGACGUGUUCCGGUACAUGGAAGACCGCAACCUGACCUAUGGUUUCACGAUUAAUCUCUUUGACGCUCCCGCGAGCAUUCCGACUCUCUGGCCCACCACCCAAGAAUUCCUCGCUGCACAUCCCGAGUACUUGUCUGAAAAUAACAUGCUGGAGUGGCUGACAGACAGCACGCGGAGACCGGACCACACGAAGGAGGCAAACGGAUACUCCACCUGUCACUUCUGGUCGAAUUUUGAGAUUGGCGACAUGGAGUUUUUCAGGGGCAAGAAAUACGAAGACUACUUUAACCACUUGGACCGGAAGGGCGGUUUCUUCUAUGAAAGAUGGGGCGAUGCACCCGUUCAUUCGAUUGCGCUGGGCUUAUUUGAGGACUCGGCUAAAGUUCACUGGUUCCGAGACAUUGGGUACCGCCAUAUUCCGUACUUCAACUGCCCUAACUCUCCCAAGUGUAAGGGAUGCACUCCUGGCAAGUUCUUCGAAGGCGCGGAUUUCUUGGCCAAGGAAGAUUGCAGGCCAAACUAUUUCAAAUACGUCGGCACCCAUUGAACGCGCUCAAGGGAACGAGA
Monascus purpureus is the source of this 1252-nucleotide messenger RNA. NCBI's taxonomy places the organism in Eukaryota, Fungi, Ascomycota, Eurotiomycetes, Eurotiales, Aspergillaceae. The record is from the annotation of a GenBank genome assembly.